Messenger RNA from Rattus norvegicus (Norway rat), 15714 nucleotides. NCBI's taxonomy places the organism in Eukaryota, Metazoa, Chordata, Mammalia, Rodentia, Muridae. The record is from RefSeq and is a predicted model, not a curated record.
AUUGCAGGGAAAUUAUAUUCUUGCUUUCUGUAGAGUCUAGUUUCUCUCCUUGUGUUGGAGUUUUCCAUCUAUUAUCCUUUGUAGGGCUGGAUUUGUAAAAAGGUAUUGCAUAAAUUUGAUUUUGUCAUGGAAUAUCUUGGUUUCUCCAUCUAUGUUAAUGGAAAAUUUUGCUGGAUACAAUAACCUGGGUUGGCAUUUGUGUUUUCUUAGGGUCUGUAUGACAUCUCUCCAGGACCUUCUGGCUUUCUUAGUCUAUGGUGAGAAGUCUGGUGUAAUUGUUAUAGGUCUGCCUUUAUAUGUCACUUGAUCUUGUUUCCUUACUGCUUUUAACAUUCUUUCUUUGUUUUGUGCAUUUGGAGGGCAUUGGAUCCCAUUACAGAUGGUUGUGAGACACCAGGUGGUUGCUGGGAAUUGAACUCAGGACCUCUGGAAGAGCAGUCAGUGCUCUUAACCGCUGAGCCAUCUCUCCAGCCCUACAAAUUCUUUUCUUAUUUCUAUACUUAGGGUCUGGCAUAUGUAUGUCAGACACCAGCAGUAUAGACAAUGUUAAACCAAAUAAGGAUCAAUGAUGUCAUUUGACGCUAAAAGCAUCCUUGGGUUUUAUCUCUAAAACUCGCAUAGUUGAAGUAGAUAAUAGACAUCUGUGAGGUGUUUUCUCACUGCUACCUACACCCAUGGCAUAGGUGUAUAUCCACAAACACAGUUGAAACAUUUUUCCAUGGAGGAAUUACAAAGCAAAGAACCCAGUUUUUGAGAAUACAUGAAAUGAUUUGCCAGUUUAAAUUAUUGGUAUAAAAUAUCAGUACGUAUUACCGAACAUCAAAACUAUGAAGUUUUCUUUUUAAAUCUUAGUUUAUCAUUCAUUCUUUGAUUCAAAUGUAAGUCAUCAGAAAACCUCAGUGUGUCUUCGAGGUACAUACCUGUAACCCCAGGACAUGGGGAUGUUGGCAGUCCAGUCUCUGCGCUUUAGACCAUGUUGUGUACAUAGAGAGUUCUUGGACAGCCAUCCUAUAUAGUGACAUCUGUCUCCAGAUGAAAGAGCAAACCUCCUUUUACUAAAAUUCCGUUAAACAAUGUGCCUGGCUUCUGGACUCAUUUGGCAGCUUUGGGAGCCCACAGCAAUGCCUGGGAGGUAAACCUCUGAUAUAAUUUAUGCUUCCUGUAAUGAGAGAAAAGGAACAUGUAUGUAUGAAGAUUUGUUUGCUGAAUGGGAUUGUAUUCUGAUUCCUUGAUGCCUUCAAAACUUUCAGUUAUGAACUCUGAGUGGUGGUGACUCUCGGUGACAUCAAGGCUGUCCUCAGGGGACGAUGGACCUCAAACAGAAGUCACUCUCAUAAAUCUGUGGAAGUCAAGCCUUUAGAAAGAACCAUGGAGUAUGGAUGAAAUAUUGGGGGUGGGGCUUUGGAUGUAAAAGCCAGAGGAAGAAAAGGCCCUCCCGAUUCUUCCUGUCUGAUUCUUCACCUCUCUUUUUUCUUGGCAUGUACACAGAGAUGUCAGUGAUAGCACCCUGCAUACCCAGCAUGGCAGUCUCCAAUUACACCAUAAAGUCUUUCAGUCCCACAAGGUCAUACCUAUAACCUGCCCUCCUGGUAGGAAGUAGAUAUUCUAAAGAUUCAUUCAUAUCUCUCCCUUUGGUUAUGCUGUAGUGUAACAGUGGACCCCACGAGCUUUGAAUUUCCCUUGGAGUCUCUGGAAAUUGACUGAUUCCUCUAGGCAUGAACUUCUCCGCAUAUCUUCCCAUUUACUGAAUACUUCUCAGAGGCAAGAAGAGCUAGAACUGUGUUAAGGACUUAGGAAUAGGAGAAAAUUCCCUGUUCCAAAUGAUUCACACGGAGUAAAUAUGUUAAUCUUUUUCAUCUGUUAUAAAUAAUUUCCUUUUUUUCCUUUUCCUCCAUUUUUAGUGUUUUCUUUUAUUUUUUUAAAGAUGUAUUUAUUAAUUAUAUAUGUCACUGUCUUCAAACACACCAGAAGAAGGCAUCAGAUCUCAUUAUAGAUGGUUGUGAGCCACCAUGUGGUUGCUGGGAUUUGAACUCAGGACCCCUGGAAGAGCAGCCGGUGCUCUCAACCGCUGAGCCAUCUCUCCAGCCCUAGUGUUUUAUUUUAAAGAGUAUUUUCACUCUAGUCUCUGGCUGGCCUGGAACUCCUACCUGUUGUAUAAUCUCAAAGAAUUUUGCCUACCUUGCCUGAGAAUACCAGCAUUAGAGGUGAACAUGUCAGAGCUUGAUGAGUCAGUUCUUUUAAUUGGCUUAAUGGGGAUGAGUGGCUGAGUCUAUCUGGUUAGGGUAGGAAAGACACAGACUGUGGUCCUAACUCUAGCAAUAGAUGUCUACCAUGAAAUGCACCCCUCUUCCCUUCAGCUUCACUGUCUUUCUUUCUUUCUUUUUUUUCUUUAAAGAUUUAUUCAUUUCAUGUAUGUGAGUACACUCUAGCUGUCUUCAGACACACCAGAGGAGGGCAUCAGAUCCCAUUACAGAUGGUAGUGAGCCACCAUGUGGUUGCUGGGAAUUGAACUUAGGACCUCUGGAAGAGCAGUCAGUGCUCUUAACCACUGAGCCAUCUCUCUGGCCCCUCCACUGUCUUUCUAAUUAGGAGCAAUAUUGUUUUCCUUUAUCAUGUCUGUUAUAAGUCACCAAAGGACUAGGGCAGAGUUCUGUCCUUUUCUGCAGAUGGUGAAACCCAGACACAGAAUUUUCUGUCAUUACUGCAUAGAUACUUAAGUUUGGGAGCCCAAACUUAAAAGAGACUUAUGGAUGACAGCACACGUGGAAGUCAAAACCUGUCCUAGGCUGCCUCUUCUUUAGGCAUCAGCCAGAGGGGAAUGAGUGAUCUCUCCCUGGGAAAGGAUGUUAAUUCUACACCAGCUGUACAUCCAGCCUUUUAGAACAUUGUUUCUGAGACAAGCGUUCCCAUGGCGAGUCACAGAGCCCUCAUUCCACUAUGUUAUUUCCCACGUCAGUAACAUUGCUGUCCUACUGAUAACACCAGCUGAAUCUUAAGUUAACAUCUGUACCAUCACUGUGUUUUAAAAGUUCACAUUUGAGUCAUAUAAUCAACUGUUUAUUGCAUCCAGAGGGAAAGGAUUUGCAUGAGGGGCAUAGCCUCUGCAUUCAGACCAGAAUAGGAGGAAGUUUAUUGGGUACACUACUGGGGCGGUGGGCACAAUCAGCUACUGGAGUAGCCAUUUAAAAAAAGGACCUGAUCAUGGCAGGGUGGUGAUUUAGUAAUUUUACAGAAUGUAUUAAUUCCUGUUGGGUGAAUGAAAACAGACUAGAUCCGUGGGUGUAGGAUUUGUGAUGUCAGUGAAGCCCAUGAGUAUUCAAAUUGCUCUUAGGUUACUGUCCUGGGGAGAUAUGUGCAGUCAGCAUUGACAUAGAGAAGUCAACUCAGAAAUGUGAAACACAGGCCUUCAUUGCCCGUAGUUGUUUGUGCCAAGUUCCAGGUCCCAGCAGCCAACACUCCAGAUAGAGACAAGGUCAAACGGUAUUUGAUAAAUGCUUUUCCAGGAAAAGGGCCGCUCUUUUUCUAAGUCAGAAUGCCUAUGUGUUUUUCAAUUCUAUUUAUGUUUGUGAAAAGUCCUCCACUGGUUCCCUUUAAUGCAGCACUGCUCUGAACUCUUACUUGUUUGCAUUCUGUGAUGUGUCCCAGGCACAAGAAUUUCUUUCCCCUUUUUACAAGUUCUGCUUAGGACAAGGUCUGCUGAAGCCCAGGCUGAGUCAUGCUACGUAAUAGAGAAUUGCUUUGAAGCUUUAGUCCUGUCUCUAAGGUCACAUGAUGGGAGGACAGUCCUGCAUCUCUUCCAGGCUUGGCUCUGAAGGUGAAAAUUUUCCUGUAUUGGCAGUACUUGACAUUAGCAAUGAGUAGUGACGUCAUCCAUUUCCCUUGGUCGAUAAUCACCCUGACUGACCAUUACUCUGGUCCACAGACCAGGCAAUGAAGAAUCUGGAAAGUGUAUUGCCAGGGCGUUAAGUUUGGAAUCGAUGUGUGGGGGUGGGAGCAUCCUCAUAGAAGCAAGGGUAGGGGGCAGGGGUAUAGGAGAGGGGGAAAAGGAGAUAACAUUUGAAAUGUAAAUACAUAAAAUAUCUAAGAAAAUAAAUAAAGUAGAAACAAAUGUAAAGAAAGAAGAAUAUGGACAAAGACCUGAACUUACUGUGAACUGUUGUUGACACUAAUGCAGCUAGUUCAAAUUACUCUAGUUACACGAGUUCAGUUCCCUAAAACCAAACAGAUGGGCACUCUGAGGGAUUGUUAUUAUUUGCAAUAUUCAAGAUGGGAAAUCUCUUCUUUAAUCUGGAGGUAUUGAUUGACAAGAAAAAAUUAGUCUAGGCCAUAGCUUGUGGUGGGCGCUUCCAUGUAUAAAGGAUAUUGAGGUUGGUAGUUCUUUCUCUUCUUCCCCUACACUGGCUAGAAAGAUCAUUUUAUUUUUCUGGCAUUAGCAUCUCCUUCUCUUUAAUUCUGGCAUAUGGUAAAGACGAGCUGAGACACACAGCUACUGCUGUAUUCUUCAAAUUUCUUCCAAUACAGUUUUUGUUUUACUAGUUGGACCACAUUCUGCGAGCCAUUCUUAUAUAUCCACUCCAUGCACACAUAGACAGAUCCACUGUAUUAGUUCUGUUUAUCUGGAAAACCUUUACUAACACAGAUAUGAUGUUUCACCUUCCCACUGAGGAAGAUGUGCUUCUAACAUUAGUGCUCCGUAGCGGUCGGCAUCCAUUCCCUGCUUUUAUCCCAGGGUUGUUUGCAGUCUCACAUGUAGCAGUUGAAUAUUAGCUGCAAUUUUCCUGAUGUCAGCGUCCAAUGAGAGAAACAAAUAUCACACUUUGUGUCCUAAAGUCUCUCUUUAAUUGUUACUAUCCUUGGAACCUAUACUUCACUCUGCUCCAAGCUGAAUACUGUACCUUGCAAGUUAUCCCUCUUGAUUGAGGAGCAGCAACAGCAGCAAGAGCAGGAAGAAGAAACUCCUGCUGAGUGCUGGAAGUCAAAAAGGUAGGUUAUUGGAAGACACGCUAAAGAGAUACUGAAAUAAAAAUCUUGCAGCUCUGAGAAGGGUAAGCUCCUGGACUAGAAUCCUGGGCCAGGAAACGCUAUGCUGUGUGCUUUCAGCGCACUCUAAUCCUACGGGAUGGGUUCACGUCACUCAAGAUUCACUGGCCAAUCAGGGCCUCCAUGCAGGGCGUCCACUAGUAGAAGAGGGUUGUACUUCCUGGUGCCCUGUUUCCAGCAGCGGAUUUACCGGAGUUGCUUGGCGGUCUUGAAUGAUUGGCCUGAUGUGUUUUGAUGUCGGCUGCCGGGUGUCUUAUGGACGUGCUGGCAAUCUACUAAGUCGGGACAUGAAGACAGUGACUUAUGAGGAUGUGCAUGUGAACUUCACGCGGGAAGAGUGGGCUUUGCUGGAUCCCUUCCAGAAGAAGCUCUACAAAGAUGUCAUGCUGGAGACCUACAGGAACCUCAAUGCUAUAGGCUUUAAUUGGGAAGACCAAAAUAUUGAGGAACACUGUCAAAGAUCUAGAAGACAGAGAAGGCAUGAAAGAAGUCAGAGUGCAGAGAUUCCCUCCGAAUAUACUCACUGUGGAAAACCCUUUGCUUUACAUGCUCACAGUCAUCCUCAAAGGAAUGAAGAGAUUCAUUCAGAAAAGAAGCCCUCUGAAGUUAUUCAGUGUGUUGAAGCCAUUGCUCCUUACACAAGUCUCCAAAUAUAUAAAAGAACACAAGCUAGACAGAAACCUUAUGAAUGUAGUCAAUGUGGUAAAGUUUUUGCAAAUCACAGUAAACUUAAAAAGCAUGAAAGACUUCAUACUGAAAAGAAACACUACAAAUGUCAUGAAUGUGAUAAAGCUUUUUCACAACCCAUUAGACUCCAGAAGCAUCAAAGAGUUCACACUGGAGAGAAACCCUAUAAAUGCAAUGAAUGUGAUAAACCCUUUUCACGACAUAGUAGACUCCAGAAGCAUCAAAGAGUUAAUACUGGAGAGAAACGCUACAAAUGUCAUGAAUGUGAUAAAGCCUUUUCACGAUGCAGUAGCCUCCAGAAGCAUAAAAGAGUUCACACUGGAGAGAAACGCUACAGAUGUCAUGAAUGUGAUAAAGCCUUUUCACAACCCAGUAUACUCUAUAGGCAUAAAAGAGUUCACACUGGAGAGAAACCCUACAAAUGUAGGGAAUGUGAUAAAGCGUUUUCACGACCCAGUGGACUCCAGAUGCAUAAUAGAGUUCAUACUGGAGAGAAACCCUACAAAUGCAAUGAAUGUGAUAAAGCCUUUUCACGACCCAGUAACCUCCAGACGCAUAAAAGAGUUCAUACUGGAGAGAAACCCUACAAAUGUAAUGAAUGUGAUAAAGCCUUUUCACGACACAGUAGCCUCCAGAAGCAUAAUGGAGUUCACACUGGAGAAAAACCCUACAAAUGUAAUGAAUGUGAUAAAGCCUUUUCAGAACCCAGUAGCCUCCAGAUGCAUAAAAGAGUUCACACUGGAGAGAAACCGUACAAAUGUAAUGAAUGUGAUAAAGCCUUUUCAGUACACAGUAACCUCCAGAUGCAUAAAAGUGUUCAUACUGGAAAGAAACCCUACAAAUGUAAUGAAUGUGAUAAAGCCUUUUCACGACCCAGUAGCCUCCAGAAGCAUAAAAGAGUUCACACUGGAGAGAAACCCUACAAAUGUAUUGAAUGUGAUAAAGCCUUUUCACAAUCCAGUAUACUCUACAGCCAUAAAAGAACUCAUACAGGAGAGAAACCCUACAAAUGUAAUGAAUGUGAUAAAGCCUUUGCAGACCACAGUAGCCUAUGGAAGCAUAAAAGAGUUCACACUGGAGAGAAACCCUACAAAUGUAAUGAAUGUGAUAAAGCCUUUUCACGACCCAGUAACCUCCAGACGCAUAAAAGAGUUCACACUGGAGAGAAACCCUACAAAUGUAAUGAAUGUGAUAAAGCCUUUUCAGACCACAGUAGCCUCCGGAUGCAUAAAAGAGUUCACACUGGAGAGAAACCGUACCAAUGUAGGGAAUGUGAUAAAGACUUUUCAGGACCCAGUAGCCUCCAAAAGCAUAAAAGAGUUCACACUGGAGAGAAACCCUACAAAUGUAUUGAAUGUGAUAAAGCCUUUUCACAACCCAGUAUACUCUACAGCCAUAAAAGAAUUCAUACUGGAGAGAAACCCUACAAAUGUAAUGAAUGUGAUAAAGCCUUUGCAAACCACAGUAGGCUACGGAAGCAUAAAAGAAUUCACACUGGAGAGAAACCCUACAAAUGUAAUGAAUGUGAUAAAGCCUUUUCAGAACACAGUAACCUCCAGACGCAUAAAAGAGUUCACACUGGAGAGAAACCCUACAAAUGUAAGGAAUGUGAUAAAGCCUUUUCAGACCACAGUAGCCUCAGGACGCAUAAAAGAGUUCACACUGGAGAGAAACCCUACCAAUGCAGGGAAUGUGAUAAAGACUUUUCAGGACCCAGUGGACUCCAGAUGCAUAAUAGAGUUCAUACUGGAGAGAAACCCUACAAAUGUAAUGAAUGUGAUAAAACCUUUUCACAACACAGUAGCCUCUGGAGGCAUAAUAGAAUUCAUAUCAGAGAGAAACCCAGAAAUGUAAUGAAUGUGAUAAAUCCUUUUCAGACCACAGCAGCCUACUGAGGCAUAAAAGAAUCCACACUGAAGACAAACCCUACAAAUGUAGUGACUGUGGUGAAGCCUUUUCACAACACAAUAGACUCCUGAUGCAUAGAAGGAUUCAUACUGGAGAGAAACCCUACAAAUGUAAGGAAUGUGAUAAAGCCUUUUCACAACACAGUAGACUCCAGAUGCAUAGAAGAAUUCAUACAGGAGCAAAACCCAUCAAAUGUAAUGAAUGUGUUAAACCCUUUUCACAACAAAGUAGUCUCUAGACACAGAGUUCAUACUGGAGAGAAACCCUACAAACGUAAGCAAUGUGAUAAAGCCUUUCACAACACUGUAAUCUCCAAAUACAUUAAAAAACACACACAGGAGAGAUACCCUCCAAAUGUAACCAAUGUGACAAAGCCUUUUCCCAACAUAAUAGUCUCCAAAUACAUAGAAAAAUACAUACUGGAGAGAAACCCUACAAGUUAACAAUGGUGAUAAAAGUUUUCCAAUCCACAUUCAUCUUUUUUUGUUUGUUUGUUUUCUUCUGUUAAGAAUUAAAGACAGAUUUUAUUUUAAACUCUGUGAUUUACCAAAUUAGCUUUUCCUACCAACUCUCAGAGCAGAGACUUACACAGGAUUCACAAUCUUUUGUUUAUUGACUGGGUUUAUGGGUGCCUUGGCAGCCAACAUUGCUGUCUUUGAUACCCGCUUAGCCUUUUUUUGUUUUCUUCUCAGGCCUUUUAGUCUGCUCUCAAUGAGCCUUCCUGACUCCGGGUUUCUGAUUCUUCUUAGCAUUAUAUCAGCAGGAGACACCCAGGGAUGACUCCCUGGAACAUGACUGUACUGAGGGUUCUUUUCUUUUGAAUUUCUUCAGCCUGUGUUUCGUGUUUGUGUGUGUGUGUGUGUGUGUGUGUGUGUGUGUGUGUGUGUGUGUGUGUGUUUCUGUAAAGGACAGUCUAGUUCAUCUGCCUAGGAUUCCUUUUGGAAAGGAAUGCAGACUCACUUUUGCCAGUAAGAAAAAUGGAAAACUUUCCAGUCUGUCUUGGCAUAAUGCUACCCAUGUCCCAGGUAGAUCUUGUACCCACUGAAACUGAACAGCUCAGCCUUCAUGGUGAGAGAUGCUCACCUGCCAGGGAGAGACAGCAAAGAGCACAGUCAUCUUAAAAGGCUUGGGUGAGUGUGUGAUGUCAUUAAGCAAGUGAAGACAGGUACAAGAUACAACGAGGCCUGUCAUUGGAUGAGAGGGAAGGAUGAAAGGCAGAAAAGUUUGAGGGAAGAGGAUCUUAUCAAUUGGAUCAGAGGUUAUUGUGUGUUGUUUCUUGUGGGGAAUUAAGUUUAAUAGAGUAUGUAUCAGCUGGGACUCUAAGCCACCAUGGAAUUGAGAGGUAUAUUUCUGGCAUUGUGAAAGCCUGCCUUGGGGACUGCAUUGGUAGACAGAUUGUUGCCAGGCUCAGAGAGAGGCCAUAGGCAGUGUUAUAGGGGCUAGAGCAAAGCAGGUGAGAGGCUUUGCUGAUUGAGAUUAAGAUAUCUACCAGAUAUCUUGGGACACUGUGGUGCCGACCAAGUGGGCGUAAAAGACAGCAUUCCAUUUUUUUAUAAUUUUACAGCAACACAUACACCUGGAGAGAAGCCAUUGGUAUUUUGUUCAGUAAAUUUUCCCCUUUUCCCAUGUAUUUGAGGCUCAUCCCCAAGUUUUCUUCUAUUAGUUUGAGUAUCUGGUUUUAUGUGGAGUUCCUUGAUCCACUUGAAUUUAAGCUUUGUCCCGGGUGAUAAGAAUGGGUCAAUUUGCAUUCUUCUACAUCUUAACCUCCAGGUGAACAAGCACCAUUUGUUGAAAUGUUAUCUUUUUUCCACCUGAUGCUUUUAGUUCCUUUGUCAAACAUCAGUUGACCACAUGAGUGUGGGUUCAUUUCUUGGCCUUCAAUGCGGUUCCACUGAUCUGCCUGUCUCUGUACCAAUACCAUACACUUUUUAUCCUCAUUGCUCUGUAUUACUGCUUGGGAAUGAUGAUUUCCACAGAAGUUCUUUUAUUGGUGAGUAUUUUGUAUGCUAUUCUGGUUUUUUUUUUUGUUAUUCCAAAUGAAUGUGCAAAUUCCUCUAAGUCAUUGAAUAAUUGAGUUGGAAAUUUGGUGGAGAUUUCAUUGAAUCUGUAGAUUUCUUUUGGCCAAAUGGCCAUUUUUGCAAUAUUAAUCUUGCCAAUCCCUGAGCAUGGGAGAUCUUUCCAUCUUCUGAGAUCUUCAAUUUUUCUUCAGAGCCUUAAAGUUCUUGUCAUGCAGACAUUUCACUUGCUUGGUUAAUGUCACAACAAUGUAUUUUAUAUGUUUGUGACUACUGUCAAGGGUGUCAUUUCCCAAGGACACAUGCUGCUCUAUGUUUAUCGAAGCCUUAUUUAAAAGAACUCAGAUGGCCUCGAACACAGGAACGGAUACAGAAAAUGUGGUAAGUUUACACAAUGGAGUACUACAUGGCCAUUAAAUACAAUGACUGCAUAAAAUUCUUAGGCAAAUCGUUGAACUAUAAAAUAUCAUAGUAACUGAGGUAACUCAGUCACAAACAAACACACAUGAUAUCCACAAACUGAUAAAUGGAUAUUAUCCCAAAAGCUCAGAUUACCCACAAUAAAAUUAACACAUCCUAUGAAACCCAUGAAGAAGGAAGACCAAAGUGUGGAUGCUUCAGUCCGUAGAAGGGGAAACAAAAUACCCACAGAAGGAAAUAAGGAGACAAAGUAUGGAGUAGAGACUGAAGGGAAGACAUCAAGAGAAUACUCCACCGGGUGUUCACCCCACAUACAGUCACCAAACAGAUACUAUUGCAGAUGCCAAGAAAUGCUUGCUGACUGGAGCCUGAUAAAGCUGUCUCGUGAAAGGCUCAGCUAGAGCCUGGCAAAUACAGAGGUGGAUUUUUAAAGCAAACCAUUGGGCUGAGUACGGGGUCCCCAAUGGAGGAGUUAGAAACAGGAUUGGAGGACCUAAAGAGGUUUCCAACCCCAUAGGAAGAAUCCCACAGAGCUGAUCCCACAGAGCUUCCAGGCACUAAACGCUCAACAAAAGAGCCACCCAUGACUCCAGUUACAUAUGUAGCAGAGGAUGGCCCUAUUGGAAAUCAGUGGGAGGAGAGACCCUUGGUCCUGUCAAGCUGCAAUGCUUCAGUGUAGUGGAAUGCCAGGAAGGCAAGCAAGAGUGGGUGGGUUUGUGAGAGCACCCUCAGAGAAGCAGGGGAGAGGCUAUGUGAUAGUGGGUUUCUGGAGUAGAAUCUGGGAAAGGGGAUAACGUUUGAAGUGUAAAUAAAGAAAAUAUCCUUUGACAGAAAAGGAGAAAAAGAAAUGGAGUCUUCUUUAGAAUGUCACAGCCUUCAGACACACAGCACUCAGGAUGAGGUAAAAUGCCUUUCACGUCAAAUUACUGCAGUCAACUACCUAAUCUGAAACAGGUGGUUAAUGUGAGGUCUUUCUCUUAUUUGGAAUAUAUAACAUGGCAAAGCACUUCUUUUUUUUCUGGAGCUUUUGAGUUGACAAGAAAAAUCUUUAUCUAGGCCAUAUCUUCUGGUAGAAGUUUACAUAUGUAAGGAUGAUGAAGAUGGGAACUCUUUCUUUUUCUUCCUGCCAUACUCUGGUAAGAGAGAUCACUAUUUUUCCAGCAUUAGAGGUUUCCUGUUAAGAAUUCUGGAAUAUGCUGAAGACCAGCUAAGACAUACAGACACGACUGUAUUCUUCAACUUGCCAUUGUUACACAGUCAUUGUUUUACUCGUGGACAAUAUUCAAAGAGACUUUUCUCUAUAUCCACUUCAUCCAUACAUAGAGAGAUCCAUGCUUUGGGUUCCGUCCAUCUGGAAAACCUCCUCUAAUGCAGAUAUGUGUUUUCACCUCCCACUGAGGAAGAUGUGCUGGCUACCAAUAGUGUUCCACUGUGAUUGGCAUCCACUUCCUGCUUUUCUCCCAGGGUUGUCUGGAUUCUCUUAUUGAAAGAACAAGAUAAACCCCAUUUCUGGAGAAUUAUUUUGAAAGUGAAGGAUAAACCCCUUUUAUCUCCACUGAAACAACCCUUGUAUCCAUUUUGGAACACCAGGCCUGUUUGAAAAAACAGCCAUAAAGCACCAGCUUCAGGAUAGACCACAAUUAACAGAGGAAGUCAUGAGACACCAGCUCUAGGAACAGGCAAUAAAAUCUAGAAAAAAAUUCAUAAGCACACACCCCCAGAGACCAGUCCAGGGAUAACUAUAAAUAUGGGAAAUAACUUUUCUCUGAAUGUGCCAUCUGCACUGGGCAGCCCUAUUUCAUUACAUGGUUAAAAGUUCUUGACAUAGGGAUGCAGAACACUGACAACCUGUGACCUCAUAGCAUCCACCAAAGAAAUAUUUUAUUAUGCUAGAGAUUUUACCUGGUUCCCUAUAAAAUGAUUUUGUGGUUUUCCUGGGGUUGGUAUUUCAAAGAAUGGUUGACCUCUGUAUGAAGACCAUCUCUGCACAAUAAGCCCUCUUUGUUUUUGCAUACUAUGUAAGUCUGGGCUCUUCAGCGAUAUUCAGACCCUUACAUUAUAUAGCAGAUGAAUAUUAGCUACAGUGUGAAGUUACAGAAACAAACAUAUUUUGUGUUCAAAAAGCUCUUUUAAAUUGGGAAGACCCAAUCUUUCAAGGGUCAUAUAGUGAAUCAUGGACUUUAGAAGCUAUCCAUCUUGAUUCAAGGAGGUAUAGUUUGAGUGGAGGAGGAGGGGGAGGAAAAAGGGGUGGUAGAAAAGAAAAGGAAGAGGAAGAGUGAAAAGAAGAACAAGAAGAGGAACAAGACAAGAAGAAGAACAAGAUGAGGAAGGAGGAGGAAGAGGCAGAGCAGAAGAAACUGAACAGGAAGAGGAGGAGGAACAGCAUGAGAAGGAAAAGCAGGAGCAGUAUAUAUGGAAGAGGAUGGUGAGGACAAGAAUAAGGAGUGGGAGGAGGAGGGGGAAGAAAUUCCUGCUGGAAGAUAGAAAGGUAGGAUAACGGAGGACAGGCAUAUUUGAUACUGAAACACAAAUUUGCAGAUCAUAAAAGGGUCAACUCCUGGAUUAGAAUGGUGGCCCAGGAAACCUUAAGCUGAUGUGUCCCUUCAGCACAAUCUAGCCCUAAGAGAGGUGCUUAUGUCACUCAGGAUUCGCUGGCCAAUCAGGGCCUCCAGGAAGACCCUCCAAGCAGAAGAAGAGGGUUCUUCUUGGUGCUUUGUUCCCUGCUGCUGGUUCAGCUCUAUUGCUGAGCAGGCAUUUAAGGUUGGUGUAAUGUGUUUUGACAUCUCCAGUGAGUGCUUUCCGGAGUGCCAGCCCUGAGCUACUAAGUCUCAUCAUGGUGAGCAUGUGACCACUGCCCCUAACCUGAAUUAUCAGAGGACUGAGGAUGGGGAGGUGGCCCUCCGUGGGCUGGGUGGAAAUUAGCAGCCAUUUUGGAGGUUCCUUAUGGUCCUAGCCACUAGGUGUUUUCAUGCGUUUCAAAUGAAUAACUUCAGUAUGGGAGCUGCAUCUGCACAAAGCAUUUGGUACAAGGGAUUUCGCAUAGACCCGUCUUUGACAAGAUUCCAAAUUCGGAGAUCUAGUUCUUUAGUAUCCUGUAGACAUUAUUCCUUGCCAUUUAAGAUCUAUGUGGAGUUAAUUUUGUGUGUGUGGAUAGAGGGGGUGUUGAAAACCACAUCUCACAGGUUGGUUAGCACACGAAAUUUAAUCUGCGGUGGGAAGAGUAGAAUCUUUGAUGUAAAGGAUUUUGCACUGCUUAGGAAAUAGUAAGAGGCACUGUGGAUUGCUCUAAUGCUGUUUGUAUUUUGAUGCUAAUUCCACUUCACCAAGAGGGGCUGCCUAGAAUGAGGACUAUUUCACAUACUCAAGUGACUUUAUUGGAAUCUUCUCCACAUUUUAACUUGUAAAAUAAAGGCUAGUGCAGGUGAUUGGAAAGGUAGAGCUGAAAAGCUUUUGGGAGAAGGAGAGAAGUGAGGGAAGGUGAGAAUUCAGGAAGGAAAAUGGAGCUGAAGCGCCUGGCCUAGAGAAACCUCCAUUUUAAGGGAUCUCAGCUGGGGACUAUAGUAAUGUAAUGGUAGAUCUGCCCAAUCGAGACAUGUAACUUGUAUUCAUAUGUUAUGUUUCCUUUGCAUGGGCUUAUUUGGUUUGCACUAUUCACAGUGCACAAGUUGAAUUUAGCUGAGGAAAUUUGAUUGCCUCUAAAACAGACACAGGUAAGUAGCAUGGUACCCCAGCUUGUUAGAGAUUAGGGUGGUAGGAUACACAUAGUUGUUCACCAGAAUUGUGGGGAAAUAAGACUCCAGGUCACAACAAAAGAGACAGUAGUUAUUAACAAACAGCCACUAGGCUCAUCUCCAGAUAUAGGUCCCUGUUUGAAAAAUACUAAGGCCUCACAGUAUUCAGACAAUUGUUUGAAACCUCCUGAAAGAGGAUUAAAGGAAAUGUGUGAUCCUCCUGUAAAUACAGGCAAUCGAGAUCACUUAUUUGUAGGACCAGCAGAGCUCUUCCUAUAGUAUGUAUCCUAUUAACUACCCUGCCUUAAGCUCCUGACAGGCACACUUCCAGUCCUUGCUCUGGUUCCCAUAUAUGUGGGACCAAAGUCACACAAUACAACACACACACACAUACAUACACACACACACACACACACACACACACACACACACACACAUUAAUAUGUUUACCCUGACUUAUGUCUCACUCACUGUGCUUUUCCAAGCCUCCCACAGCUAGUGUGUCUUUCCCAUUACUCUUUGCCUUCCCUCUGUUCCUAGGAGAGCUCUAAAAAGUUUUUCUCUUUUGAGUCUGUAGCUUCACAGGAAUGCCAUCUGCGUGAAGCUGCUGUGGACUGGGGAACUCUGCCCUGGUUAUGUAGAUCUCAGACAUGGUUCCAUUGCCUGCUGGUUGUUCCAGGGAAGAAUGGCUGAUCCUGAACUGUCCUGGAAAAGAUCUCGUUUUCGCUACUAUUGUAGCAGCCAUUACUGCUGCAGCCAUUGUGUCUACAGUGGCUGGAGUUACCCUCCCCCCAUUCUUUUGUUAGGCAAGCAUAGUGGGUGAACUUUCUGGAGUAGUUGCUAACAAUUGGGAAUUCUAAAUUUUAUUACAAGAGCAGGUUGACUGUGGCCCUUGAUGCUAUGGCCCUCCGAGUUUGACCCUAAGGCCCUUGUGCUUCUUUUCACAUGCUGAGGAGAACCAGUAAGGCAAUGUACUUGAUUAGGUGGCCACUACAUAUCGGGAGAGGCUCAACUUCCACAAUCUCCUAAAUUAUUAUCAACUGGCUCCUACUUUUUCGCCCCUGGGCUCAAGUAAGAGGAAUGAGAAGAUGACCCGAUGUAGUUUCCUCAGCGACGGGCAACUUCCUCUGACCCUUGACCAAUCUAGACACGAACCCUUGAGGGCAACAAGGUGAUCCUAUGUCAGAUAGGCUGGGGUUCGAGAGGUCGAUCCUCAGACAGAGGUGACUACGCCCCUUUUAAACGUAUGGGCCGGUCAAAUGCUCCUCUGCCCAGUUUCUCCCUCCUUAAACACACACGUAUAUCCCAGAACGGUGUGUUACAACAUAAUUUCAUUCCUAACCAUUGAUGUACAGUCCUAACUGCAAGAGUGGCUCACCAUGGCCGAGCUGGGCACUCUGUGAGGCAUGUCUGAUCUCUCUCAGACCACUACUUCCACCUAAUGGUCUUUUAUAAAAGAAAUAUGGAGGAGUUGUGGGAGCCGAAUUGGAUUUGGGCCUAGUUGCCUUGUCACUGUUUGGCUUUAGUCUUUGAUUGUAGGAUCAAAUGCCUCUCCCUGUAAUUUUCGGCACAAGAAGUUUGCAUUCACGGAAUGUUUCCAGCCGGAACAAGACCCUUCCGGGUCUCCAGCAAGGUUUGACCCCUGCUGAGCCCUGCCCUUGCAUGUGGAAGCUUUUUGUCCCCAACUGGGAACAGUCUGGCCAGGUACUUCUCACCUGACUCAAAGAAUUAGGUUGGCCUUCCUGGUUAUUUUCCUAAUUUAUUCAGGUCACAUAGCCGGUCCUUUGUUACCAAAGUCUCAGCCAGGGUUCCCCACUGUGCUUGGCAGAUACCUGCUAAGUGGUGUUCUGUGGAUAUAUAGUUUGGUCAAUAAAGAAACCAGAGGCUCUCUUCCUCUUCUGGCUUGACACGAA